Cyprinodon variegatus (sheepshead minnow) is the source of this 1556-nucleotide messenger RNA. RefSeq names its product transmembrane protein 235-like (gene tmem235b). Gene Ontology annotation, cellular component: apical plasma membrane. The transcript has 4 exons. The coding region runs from base 134 to 781 and encodes 215 amino acids. The record is from RefSeq and is a predicted model, not a curated record. NCBI's taxonomy places the organism in Eukaryota, Metazoa, Chordata, Actinopteri, Cyprinodontiformes, Cyprinodontidae.
CAAAGACAAACUGACUAAUGGCAGACUUUGCUGUCAGAUUUUUUUUCUUUCAGAUCCUUUAUAGAAAUCCACCCCCCUGCUAAUGUAGAUCGGGUAGAAAUCCUGGAUCCCCGCUGGGAAGCCAGCAUUACGCAUGAAGCCUCAGCCGAGCACCAUGAAGGUAACCUUUGGCGCUCUGGUCAUCACUGCUGGUGUCUGCGGGAUUCUCAGCUUCGCCUUUUUGGCCACUUCUCUGGGAACCGACCACUGGUACAUCAUAGAGAUGAACCCAAAUAAUAUGACUGACUUUGAGGAUCUCAGCUCUCAUUCAGGAUUGUGGCGCAUCAACGAAGGCGGGACAACACAAGAUGACUCCAUUGAUUCAUUUUCUGCCGAUUCCUCCAAAUACAACGAGACAGAGCUGCGCAUGCUGAGCAUGCAUGGUGCCAUAGUAGUGAUGCUGCCUCUCAGCCUGGUCCUGCUGCUGGUUGGAGGCAUCUGCGGUCUGGUCAGCUCUCUGGCCCGGAGCCCAGUCCUGCUCACCGGCACAGCCUUUUACUUCUUUGUCUGCAGUCUGCUGACUCUGUGUGGUGCAAGUCUCUACAUCAUUUACUCGUACCAAGCCCUGGCAGAGACAGAGAGUCUGAUUGGACCUGAUGGUCUAGCCUCCAUCCACACCUCCUUCGGCUGGUCUUUAGGUCUGGCUUGGCUCUCCUACGGCUUGGAGCUCCUCACUGGAACUUUACUCCUCAUCGCUGCACAAAUGGCCAAGCUGCGGCAGAGAGGUCCCACUAAGGCCUGACACGUCUCUCCAUAUGGAUUUCAGUUGUGAAAAAAAUCAUUUUAAGCCAGAGUUAACUCAAAAGAAAAGCAAAGGUGUGGUAAGCUGGUGCACAAUGCACCCGUAGUGUUUUACAAGAAGAAAAAAGUGAAUGGCCUGUGAUCGAUUGUGCCCACUUGUGAUAUGUGUGUGUCAAUCAUGGUGUUUCAUUUGUGGCAAACAAGCCUACGUAUUUAAUGUAAGAUAUAGAAAGUUGCUCACUUUAAUAUCAUAUUUCACACAAACUUCAGUUUUUAUCAUUGUAUAACUCAUAUUUUUUGCUUUUAAUAUAAUAAAGAAAACUGUUUAAUGUUGUCAUACCAUGACACGGUACAAAAUUAAUAAAAUUAUUCUGAAUGUUUAUAGUUUUGCUAUAUGUAACAAUGUAAUGCCUUACUUCGGCUGUUUUAGCCCAAUCAAACACUGAACUUCAGAGGUUUGUUGUCUACUUUACUUUUGGUUCAAGUAUCCACAGUUUAACUUUCUCAUGAAUUAUUGGUUACAACCACACUCUGAUGGCAGAGGGCUUUUAAAUGAGGAAGGUAAAUAGAAAUUUAAAAACUGUGGCCAACAUUUUGCACUCAUCUUCAUUGAGUCAUUUUUUAUAGAACCCAAAUUUUCUGCAAUUACUACUAAAACUUUGGGGUAUUCUCAUACAAGGAUUGUUUACCUAUAGAAACUGAGAUUUGUUGCCACUUCUAUAGAGUAGAAGUCAAACCCAGUCAGAUUAAAUUAAAUUCAAAUUCAAAAAUACUUU